Molecule: messenger RNA, 2772 nt
Organism: Akanthomyces muscarius
Lineage: Eukaryota; Fungi; Ascomycota; Sordariomycetes; Hypocreales; Cordycipitaceae
Exons: 3
Coding region: 1-2772 (923 amino acids)
Biological process (GO): meiotic cell cycle; mitotic cell cycle; microtubule nucleation
Cellular component (GO): mitotic spindle pole body; spindle pole; centrosome
Molecular function (GO): microtubule minus-end binding; gamma-tubulin binding
Source: RefSeq, a predicted model, not a curated record
AUGUCUGGCGCAUCGAGAGCUUCGAAUCGCGCAAACGGGCACGGCGACGAAACACCCCGCAUGGCCAGCAGCAACGCCGGCGGGCAUGGCAGCAAGCGCGAACGACAAGAAGGCAGGAAUGGCCCGCCGCCCUCGGGCAGCUUCCAAGCGAGUCUGGGGCAUAAGCGCUCUGCCUCGGGGAACCCUCGCCCCAUCAGCAUGGCCACCACCGAGGAGAGGCGCUACGAAGAGCAGCGCAAGGUCACGGAGCGCACUUAUGAGACCCACGCCGACCGAAUAGUGCUGCGGACGGCAAGCCCCGAGAAGAUACAGCGCCGCAGUGCCCCAGGCGACCGCAAGUCUGCAGCUUCCCCUAGACGGCCCCGAGAUCCGAAACCAGAGGUAGCUCAAGUACCAUGGAACCCCGAAGUCACGUUGCGCCCUCAUACAACAGCGCCGUUGGCAUCACGAGUCUCGAUCCCGCCUCUAGCUUCUACAGUGCCUAAUGCUCCGCAGCCGACACCCUUGGCCGAACUAUCCCUCGCUGUGCAAGAAGCGGUUAUCGUUGAAGAUUUGUUGUUCGUGUUCAUGGGCUACGAAGGGCAAUAUAUUCGUUUUGACAAAGGAUACAACCCGAGAGAGGAACGAGAUCGGCUCUCUGGCCCGAAUUUCCGCAUACUGCCCGGUCUCGAUCCGAGCUUACACGAUCUGGCAGCUUCGAUGCUCAAAAUGGCCACUUAUUAUUCUGCCCUCGAAGCAUUUGUCGAUGUUCAGAGCCGCGAAGAAUUCGGCGCCGUCAACCACGCCUUAUGCGCCGCCGUUCGGAAAUACCUCCAAGAUUACAUUGUCAUGAUUUCUGAGCUGGAAACACAAUUUCUCACCAGCAACACAUUUACAGUACAUGUGCUGAAUAUCCAUACUCUUCCAACCAGUCACUUGAUGCUCCAGCUAUAUUCACUGGCACAAAAGCUGCUACAGAAGAAUGGCCUCCUCGAUGACGAUAGCGACGACGACGAUGAAAGCAUGGAGGACUUCGACAAGGUCUUGGAGCGUCUGACAGAGGGCGGUAACCUCACGCCUGGAAAAAUGUCGGAAAAGAAGCUUUGCAAAGGCGGUGUUGUGCUGCGCUUGGUAACGCAGCGCCUCGAGUCGAUGGCUGGAGAUCCAGCCGCUCGGGAGCUUCUGACAUCAUUACUACGCGACGCCAGUAAGCCAUAUAUGAGCAUGCUCAAUGAGUGGCUACACCAUGGCGCUAUUCGUGACCCGCACUCUGAGUUUCUGAUUAAGGAGCAGAAAAGCAUUAAACGUGAGACACUGGAGCAGGACUAUACAGACGAGUACUGGGAACGACGCUACACUAUUAGAGAUAAAAACGUACCCCCACAGCUCGAAGGCGUCAAAGAGAAAGUCCUGCUGGCAGGCAAGUAUCUCAAUGUCGUACGCGAGUGUGGCGGCGUCGACGUUAGCAAAGUCGUCUCCGAUGUGCCGACUACGUUCGACGACAACCGUCUCCUGGAAAAUGUCAACAGCGCAUAUGCGCAUGCCAACGAAUCACUCAUGCAGCUCCUCCUCACAAGCCACGCCUUGCCUGCGCGCUUGCGCUCGCUCAAGCACUACUUCUUUCUCAACCCCUCCGACUACUUUUCGCACUUUAUGGAGCUUGGCCACCCAGAGCUGCGCAAAAAUGCCAAGGCAGUCAACACUGGCAAGCUCCAGUAUCUGCUCGACCUGAUCCUGCGACAGCCGGGCAGCGUCGUCUCCCUCGAUCCUUUCAAAGAGGAUGUCAAGGUGGAAAUGAAUGAAGUCACUCUCAUCAAAUCUCUGCAGGACGUCGUCAACAUUACGGGUAUCGAGAAGGGCGAGGCCCUGCAACCGCUGACUAGCCAAGCCGUCAAGGCGGAUAAAAACGCAACUGGCUACACGUCGCUGCAGUUCGACUAUGUCGUGCCCUUUCCCGUAUCGCUCGUCAUUAGCCGCAAGACCAUAUGGCGUUACCAAGCUCUGUUCCGUUACCUCUUCUCCCUGCGCUAUCUCGAAUCGCAGCUGUCCUCCACGUGGCACGUACACACCCGAGGCGCGAGUUGGUCGCACAAGAGCUCCAACCGCGAGAUCGAGCGAUGGAAGCGGCGCAUGUGGACGAUGCGAGCGCGCAUGCUCACCUGGGUUCAGCAGCUGCUGUAUUUCUGCACGGCAGAGGUCAUUGAGCCCAACUGGUCCAAGUUCAUGUCGCGGCUAAACGAGGGGGCUGAAAACGGGAAGCAGUCGUCAGGUUCUAGCCGAACCGUAGAUGAGCUUAUGCAGGACCAUGUUGACUUCCUGGACACGUGCCUCAAGGAAUGCAUGCUGACGAACAGCAAACUACUCAAGGUUCACGCCAAAUUGAUACUGACAUGCACCAUGUUUACCAACUACACCAAAUGGCUCACCAAUGAGCUCGACCAUGUCGACCCAGACCUCGCGGGCGGUGUCAAGCCACCCGGCAUGACCAAUAUGCAGUGGCGCCGCUUCCAGGCCGACCGGGCUGCCGCGGCCAGCCGAAGCGGCAGCAAGGAUGCAGACGCCCCGAUGCAGUCCGUCGAGGAGCGCUUCCACGAGAUCAACAAGAUGAUCAACGAGUGGGAACACAGCUUUAGCCGCCACCUGCAAAUCCUGCUCGACGCGCUCAACCACUAUGCGGCAACGGAGACGGUGGUGCUUCUGAGCCUGUGCGCGCGCCUCAGUACCGUGAAUCAGGGCACGGAAUUCACUGGGUUAAGGGCCGAUGAUGUAUCUAACGCGAAUCGGGCGGGCUAG